AAGCGAAUUUUUAACCGACUUUAUUAUAUUAGACAAAAGAAAACGCAGAAGAAGGUUGAGAGAGAGGUUACAGGUUAGAGAUAUACCGUUUAAGAGAUGUUCUUUUUCUUUGUGGGAGGGUUACAGAACGAGGUGCGGCAGGUGGUGAAAUCCGGUGUGGGCGGCUGCACGUACUGCGGUAGGCGCGCGGAUCUCGUGAACUACGAUAAGGUUCUCAAGCUCUUCUUCGUUCCCGUCUGGCGCUGGCCGGCCAAGGAUCCUCUCUUGUAUUGCGCCAAUUGUAGGAACUUCUUUCCGCCCGCCGCCGCCGAUUCCACAGCGCCGCCGCUUUACGACGCCUUGCGCUGCCGCUUCUGCGACCGCGCCGUGGACGCCGAUUUCCGAUUCUGCCCUUUCUGCGGCUCCGAACUCUGAAGACAUAUCACAAAUGAAAUUGAGAGUGCGGUGUAGAACUCUUCCGGCUUAAUCAAAGUGUAUUCUAGAAGCAAAAAAAUUUCAAGUGAGAUUGGAGGAAGGGGGAAGAAGUUUUCAGUCAAUUCAAAACAGCUGAACUGCAACAUCCCAAAAGGCAUUUUGAUACCCUUGCCACAAGUUACCGCUUAAUGACAAUUGCUUUCAGUUUUAAGGGAAUAAACCAAACAAACCUGGGAACACUCCAUCCCUUUGCGAAUGUUGAAGUGUGAGUAAAAGGGGCAUGUGCAAGAUCCAAAAGAUUGUCCAAAAGUAAACCAUGUUCAAUUGGAAGUUCCAUCACAAUCUGUCACAAGUGAAAGAGCCACCGAGUAAGAACACAGGUUUCUUUAUCUUUCAAUCACUCAUAUAAUUAUAAUUCUUUUAUCUUGCAUCGAACACAAUACCUAAUGGAACAGAUUAUAUUCAUAACAUACCUCGGCAUGGAUUUCAAAUCCAGAAGGAGGUAGUAAAGAUGGAAGUGUGGCUGUUGGUGCGUCAUUGCCAGGCCAAAUCCAGAUCAUCCCCUCUUUUUCAAAACAUGGAACUGACUUUAUUUUCACAUUUAGCAGUCGAGUAGAUGGCAUUUUCUCACAUUUUCCAUCUGUGGUAUAUUCCCAGCCUGAUAUCCAACCAUUUGGUAAUUUUAGAGUCUUUCAAUUUUAGUGUACAAAAAUAUGUAGGUUGUGUCAUGUGUAAUUACACAAGUACCAAAAGUGCAUAAAACCCAUUGCUACGACAUAAUCAUUUGUUUCGGCAACUACUAACCAUGGUAAGGGCAUUGGAUACGACCCUCGUUUACUGAACCAAGGUGCAGAGGACAGGCUCUGUGUGCACAUGUAUUCUGGACACAUCCAGGCUUCCCAUCUUUCCCUCUGAAGAUGACCCAAGGUUCCUCGAAACAUUCUAUUGGAAUCUGAGAUAGAAAAGGAGUAACACAUCAGAAUUCAUUCUUAGCUUAGAGUCACUAGAGAAAGCAACAGGGUACCAGAAAUUCUUCAAGAGGGGAUGGUAUGACUGAACCGGGCCUGAUACGUUCAAGCUUUUCCGUGGCUGCCUUUUCUUUUCUGUAUCUAAAUAUUUCGCAGAAGUACUGGGAGAAGAGGAUGUUUGAGCAACUUCAGCAGUGCUUCUGUCUUGCAACAGCCUAUCGCUCACCAACUCUUCCAUGUAAGCAAGUUUAUCUAAAGCAGUAGUAACCCUUGCUUCAGAUAUGUGAACCUGUGGUUAUUCAUUAAGUUACAUAAAUAUAGUGACAGAUUAAUAACAUAUUGACAAGUUUCUUCCAAGUUAUAUGCAUGUUUGGUUUCUCUUGUGACGACAGUAGAUUCACAUCAAAACAGAAGUAGCUAGUAUUUGCUUCUUCAAUCAUUUUAUAAUUUGACAUGUAUCUCAGAUCAAUUGACAAGUAUCCAAACGCAGCAUAGAUCAAUUAAUACCACUGCUAAAAUUCUAUACCUGUCUGUGUGCUUGGGCCAAUUCAUCCUGCAACUCAGCUAGCUCCUUCUUCAGGGUGCCAAUAGAUUUAUAUUCGCGAGCUAGAGGAUUAAGAACUUCAACCACCUACACCCAUAAUUUUUGGAGGUAUAAAUCAACACAUGAUUAGAUGCAUAGCUCAAUGAGUAAAAGGGGGUAGUAAAACAAAAACUAUAUUGUUGUGAGACUCUAAUCUGAUCCAUUGACCAAGUUUGUAUAAAUCAGGAAAAUUCACAAGGGCUAAACUAAACAUCAACAAACACCAUAAUGCAUUCCAGCAUCAAAAUAACAGUUACUAGAAUCAGUUGAAACCUUUUCAUGGAGGAGCAUGAUUGUAAGCACAUCUUGCCGAGCUCGCCAAUCUAAGUAUUGAAUAUCAUAUCUGGCCACUUCAAGGGCUUGAUAUACAUCCAAAAACUUCCCUUUAUUCUGUGGAAUCUUAGAUCUCGGAUCCUCUACAUCAAACAGCGCACCCCAUGCAUUUUUCUUCUCUACUUCGCC
Molecule: messenger RNA, 2427 nt
Organism: Cajanus cajan (pigeon pea)
Lineage: Eukaryota; Viridiplantae; Streptophyta; Magnoliopsida; Fabales; Fabaceae
Source: RefSeq, a predicted model, not a curated record